Messenger RNA from Cynoglossus semilaevis (tongue sole), 1558 nucleotides. It is a transcript of the gene mlst8, whose product is annotated as MTOR associated protein, LST8 homolog (S. cerevisiae). Gene Ontology annotation, cellular component: TORC2 complex; TORC1 complex. Lineage: Eukaryota; Metazoa; Chordata; Actinopteri; Pleuronectiformes; Cynoglossidae. The record is from RefSeq and is a predicted model, not a curated record. The transcript is spliced from 10 exons. Gene Ontology annotation, molecular function: protein binding. Gene Ontology annotation, biological process: regulation of actin cytoskeleton organization; TOR signaling. Bases 104 to 1204 code for a protein of 366 amino acids.
AUACUGCCUUCACCUAAGUUUAAAUCUGGAAUCCGAGGAGUGAUCAUUGACUGUUCUCUGGCUGAUCCAGGGGAGUUGAAACAACACAUGUCUGCACUGCUAGAUGGCGGCAUUGCGCUUUCACAUAAAGUGGAACCUUCGCGGAACUGCGGAGUGUUGUUGGGGACACCUUAAAACAACGGACACGUUUACAGUAAACAUCAGUGUUUGUGACUGGUCCAACAUGAACGUAAAUCAGGGCACUGUGGGCAGUGACCCAGUCAUUUUGGCCACGGCUGGAUAUGACCACACUGUCCGCUUCUGGCAGGCCCACAGCGGUAUCUGUACUAGAACAGUCCAACAUCAGGACUCUCAAGUCAAUUCACUUGAAGUCACACCAGACAGAAGCAUGAUUGCAGCUGCAGGUUAUCAACACAUCCGCAUGUAUGACCUGAACUCCAACAACCCAAACCCAGUAAUCAACUAUGAUGGAGUGAGUAAAAACAUCACGUCUGUGGGCUUCCAUGAAGAUGGACGUUGGAUGUACACAGGAGGAGAGGACUGCAUGGCUCGUAUAUGGGACUUGAGGUCAAGAAACCUGCAGUGUCAAAGAAUUUUCCAAGUCAAUGCACCAAUCAACUGUGUGUGUCUGCAUCCCAACCAAGCAGAACUAAUUGUUGGAGACCAAAGUGGAGUGAUCCACAUAUGGGAUCUCAAAACUGAUCACAACGAACAGCUGAUCCCUGAACCAGAGGUCUCAGUUAAUGCGGUUCACAUCGACCCAGACGCCAGUUACAUGGCAGCAGUCAACAGUUCAGGAAACUGUUAUGUUUGGAACCUGGCUGGAGGCAUGGGAGACGAAGUGACUCAGCUCAUUCCCAAAACUAAGAUCCCAGCACACAAACGUUACUCCCUCCGCUGCAAAUUUAGUCCCGACUCGACACUGUUGGCCACAUGCUCCGCAGACCAGACCUGUAAGAUCUGGAGAACGUCCAACUUCUCCCUCAUGACUGAACUGAGCAUCAAAAGCAACAAUCCUGGAGAGACAUCCAGAGGCUGGAUGUGGGACUGCGCUUUCUCUGGAGACUCCCAAUAUAUUGUAACUGCAUCUUCUGAUAACCUUGCUCGUCUGUGGUGUGUGGAAACUGGUGAGAUAAAGAGAGAAUACAGUGGCCAUCAGAAGGCUGUAGUUUGUCUGGCUUUCAAUGACAGUGUCCUGGGCUGAGCAGGAAGAGGAGGUGGAGGAGAACCAAGUGGAAAUAGCAACUAAUGACUAAUAACUUCUGAGUAGGGGGAGUGAGAACUCUGUGAAAGGUCUGGGUUUCUUCACUGAUGAUGGGUGCUACUCAUACAUUUUGAAGGAACAGGCUUGUUUGAACACAUAUCUACACGUACUUGAAGGACGUGUUCUGUAUUUGUUCAUCAGCUCCCCUUCAGGCUUUUUGACUUAUUUUUGUUUGUUUGCCUCGGGGUUUGCCUGUAUUUAUUUGUAUCCUUUCGACCAGAUGGAUCAUUACCUUCAAGCUGAAAAGUCUUUCUGUAAUAUGAACAUUCACUAAAAUACUUUUUAUUUGAAGUA